Recurvomyces mirabilis is the source of this 579-nucleotide messenger RNA. RefSeq lists its product as uncharacterized. The record is from RefSeq and is a predicted model, not a curated record. Bases 1 to 579 code for a protein of 192 amino acids. NCBI's taxonomy places the organism in Eukaryota, Fungi, Ascomycota, Dothideomycetes, Mycosphaerellales, Teratosphaeriaceae. The transcript has 2 exons.
AUGCAUAUCGAGCAGAAGAAUUUGGAGCAGAAGAACUAUGAGCUGAACAACGAUAUCAAGCUAAAGUCCAAGAACCACGAGCAGCUCAGCAAGCUUUACCAGUCCCUCAAGCGACAGCAGAUGGCGCCUAGCCUUGAGCUGGCUGCUGAACACGACGCCGAACAUGUCCUGCACACUGCGAAUGCCGCGGGCCAGCGGAACGGCCAGGCGAUGCAUAGCAGAGGCAGCGCCGGCAGUGGUGGCAGUGGAGGAUAUAGUCGCACCAUCCAAGCAUGGGAGCAGCAGGGUAGAGGUGCUCGUCCUGCGUUGCAAACGUCUCAUAGCGUUCCUGCAGGAGCCGUCCCGUCCACGCCAUCUGGAAUGCGCCAUCGUAUGCCGUCUAUCUACACCAACAACGGAAAUGCUAUGAAAAACGUCAUCGAGCGCGAGACGUACCACCCCGCGACUCCUCGCCACCAUGCAAUCAACGCCAACGACACAAACGGUCUCCGCAGCGUCAGUGGCUACGGCAUGAGCGCUGGGAUGCGAAUGGGCCGCGGGCAGCAAGGACCUAUCAGUCGGUCAGAUCUGAUGCGCUGA